Molecule: messenger RNA, 873 nt
Organism: Dufourea novaeangliae
Lineage: Eukaryota; Metazoa; Arthropoda; Insecta; Hymenoptera; Halictidae
Product: omega-amidase NIT2
Exons: 6
Coding region: 1-873 (290 amino acids)
Biological process (GO): oxaloacetate metabolic process; L-glutamine metabolic process
Cellular component (GO): mitochondrion
Molecular function (GO): omega-amidase activity
Source: RefSeq, a predicted model, not a curated record
AUGUUAAGCGCAAACAUCGUCAAACAAGGAUUGCGAACAAUGUCCACGUUUCGUAUGGCGCUAGUGCAACUCGCCGUUGGCGAAAAUAAAUCAACGAAUGUAGCGCGAGCAGUUUCGUUCAUCGAACGCGCAAAACAACAACAAGCUAACAUUGUUGUACUUCCUGAAUGCUUCAAUUCACCGUACGGAACAUCAUAUUUUGCAAAGUAUGCGGAGAGCAUUCCGGGCGGUGAAACGAGUGUGGCACUAUCGGAAGCGGCCAAAAAGAAUAACGUUUACGUGAUCGGUGGUACGAUACCCGAAAAGGAAGCCGAUAAAUUGUACAAUACGUGCACCGUUUGGGCGCCCGAUGGAACUCUCAUUGCAAAGCACAGGAAGAUGCAUUUAUUCGACAUUGAUAUUAAGGGAAAAAUGACUUUUCGCGAGAGUGAUUCGUUAAGUCCUGGGACCUCGUUGACCAUGUUUGAGGCGAUGGACUGUAAAAUAGGCGUUGGCAUUUGCUACGAUAUCAGAUUCGAAGAAAUGGCACGCUUAUAUCGAAACAAAGGUUGCCAAAUGCUGAUAUAUCCAGCGGCAUUCAAUAUGACCACCGGACCACUGCACUGGUCGUUGCUACAGCGUUCCAGAGCAAACGACAAUCAAUUAUACGUCGCUUGCGUAUCACCGGCUCGUGGUUCUCCACCUGGUUACGUUGCAUGGGGACAUACCCAGUUAACCAAUCCCUGGGGAGAAAUUCUUCAUGAACUAGAUGCCACCGAAGACAUGGUGGUCGCUGACAUAGAUCUGAAAAUCGUAGACGAGGUAAGAUCUCAGAUACCAACGUUCUCUCAGAGACGUACUGAUUUAUACGAUACUAUUUGGAAGAAGGAUUAA